UGUCGGAUCUUUUGUCAGUUUUUUGUCGAAUGUUGACAUUUUGUCGUAGUUUGAUUAAUUAUUUUGUUACGAAGUUCGUUCAUUAACAAAUUCAUGAAUUUUCGUGGAAUAAUGUUGUAAAACAGAAUCAUUUCGAUAGUUUUUCGCUUGGUGUCUCGUGUUUGUGUUUUGAAAAUUGUGUUGGAGAUUGAUCGAUGUGCUUCAAUCAAACGUGAUCCUUUCGUGUUUGUCCUUCCACCGCCGGAAACUGGAACACCGGAGCUCGCUAAUGAUCCACCUGCCACAGGUGGAAUAUGGGCGAAAUAUUGUUAUAUUCUUUGGAUAUUCUUCGCGAGAAAUUCGUUCUCAGAAAUAUUAGAGUUUUUCAAUGACGAAGAUUGCGAAUCAGUUCAGCCUGAGCCGACAACAGCGAAUAUAAGAGGAAACUAUGCUUCAUUCUUCGUUGAGUUUUUGAAGAAAAAUGAAAUCAAAAUCAUCGUGUUAGUGUGCUGUUACAUGGUAAUUGGUUUUACGAUGCAAAACCUCGACAAUUAUGCCAACUUCGAUGACUAUUUCAUCACAUUGUACCCGAUGUACAUUCCUUGCUCUAAGACAUUUGCAGUACGUGCCAUCUUUCGAAUGAUACAAACCAUUACUCUCCUACCCGAAGGAAUUAGCUGCGUGUCUUUGCCAAUAAUGCUUUUCAUUAUUAUCGCCAAUAUGUAUGAUAGAUUUGAGUUGCUGGGUUUGUUUUUACGCCAUACAUCGUAUUCGGUUUUUCGAAGUAUCGAUGAAACGUACAAUUUGGAAUUGGCCAUGGAUGAAGGACGUAUACCGAGUAGUUUAACAAAAAUUGAUGAAAUGAAAAUAAAAAAAGCUCUGGCACUGGACAAAUUUCUUUCAAACACAACCCUCGUCAUUAAACGACAUCAAAGACUGUACCGCAUUGCAAAACUAUAUGGUGAGAAAAUGAAUUUCAUCGUUUCUAUCGUUUACUUACUAAUGAAUUCUAUGGGAGUAAUUUUCACAUUUUUCGUCAGUUCGAUCACCGAAACUGGAUACUAUCACCGCACUUUUCUCGUUAUUAUAUUGGUGUUGAGCGACAUUGCCUUGUGUUGGCUGAUAUUCUGCAUAAUGGGAGAAUUGUUUUUCAACAUGAAUGAAAUUAUCGCAAUGGAAAUUUACUGCAGUCCAUGGUAUCAUCUCGAGCCUAAAGACCGUCAAGUUAUUCUUACAUUUCUCACCAUCGUUCAAAGACCUCUAACAAUCGUCGCUUUUGGAAUAUACCCUAUAAAUCUAUCAAUAUUUCCAGACAUGGUCAAUACUAUCUAUUCGAAUUCGCAAAAACUUCGAACUCUCCAGCAAAGGAAGCAUUCGCGUUGAUAUACAUAACUUAAUGUUAACAAUCGUCAACACCUUAUUUCACUUAUGCACUUUUGAAUUUCAAUUCCUCAAACACAAAAUCAGCACGAUUUUAUUGUACUCGUACUUCUUAUUGAUCACCUAAAUAAAACUCAAAAUGUCAA
Messenger RNA from Planococcus citri (citrus mealybug), 1505 nucleotides. RefSeq names its product odorant receptor 43a-like. The transcript has 5 exons. Gene Ontology annotation, cellular component: plasma membrane. Gene Ontology annotation, biological process: sensory perception of smell; detection of chemical stimulus involved in sensory perception of smell. The record is from RefSeq and is a predicted model, not a curated record. The coding region runs from base 496 to 1362 and encodes 288 amino acids. Lineage: Eukaryota; Metazoa; Arthropoda; Insecta; Hemiptera; Pseudococcidae. Gene Ontology annotation, molecular function: odorant binding; olfactory receptor activity.